AUGGCCGCCAGCAUGUCCCUGGAUGUGGGAGCCGUGCGGUGUCGCGACAUCAAGCUAGGGCAGUCGUCCUUCACGAGGAGUGCGGAAUUUGCGAGCGCCGUUAAGAUGCCGUUGAACGCAGCAAGCACCCGGAGAUCCAACGGCUGUCGGCUGUCGCUGCGUGCGGCGAUGAUGGAGACGCCGCCGGUACCGAUGAAGAGCCACGAGGAGCGAAACCUGUACGUCCCAGUUCCUAUACAUCUCCCUCCGUCGUCUCUACUCUCCAUUCCCCGCAGCCCACACUUCGAGCAGUUCACGGCCAGCGUCCCAACUCACACUAUUGUAUCCCCCCCUCCCCUCCUCCCAACCCCUUUCUCCAACGACUUUUUUCUUUCCCUCUGCCUCCGUUCCAGGCCGCACAUUGAGCAGAUCAAGGCGCUCUCGCUCAUAACGGCCAUCAAGACGCCGUACCUGCCGGAUGGCCGCUUCGACCUGGACGCGUACGACGAGCUGGUGCAUCACCAGAUCGAGAACGGUGCAGAGGGGUUGAUCGUGGGCGGGACCACGGGCGAGGGGCACCUGAUGAGCUGGGACGAGCACGUGAUGCUGAUCGCGCACUCGGUGUACUGCUUCGGGAACAAGCUCAAGAUCGUGGGCAACACGGGCAGCAACAGCACGCGCGAGGCCAUGCACGCCACGGAGCAGGGCUUCGCCGUGGGCAUGCACGCCGCGCUGCAGAUCAACCCCUACUACGGCAAGACGUCGCUGGACGGACUCCGGAGCCACUUUGAUGUGGUGCUGUCCAUUGGCCCAUCCAUCGUCUACAAGGUGCCUGCCAUUGUUCUGAGUGCUCCCACUCCCCCCCCCCCACCCCCCUUCCCCACCUCCCCUUCCCGUCCUCCCCUUCCCCGCCUUCCCUGCAGUGUGGUGCUGCCAAUGGGCCCUGCCAUUGUGUACAACGUGCCGGGCAGAACGGGGCAGGACAUUCCUCCCUCAGUCAUUGAGGCCAUUGCCACACACGAGAACUUUGCCGGGGUGAAGGAGUGUGCGGGCAACGACCGCAUCGGCGGGUACGCACAGAAGGGCAUUGUGGCGUGGAGCGGCAACGAUGACCAGUUCCAUGAUGCGAAGUGGAACCACGGCGGUCAAGGUGUCAUCUCCGUCGUCAGCAAUCUCGUUCCAGGCAAGCCACUUCGUUCCCUGUAUUUCAGACUCGUGACCCAGCUGCUCAAGGGCCCUAAUCCAGAGCUGAAUGCGAAAAUUGCUCCUCUAGUGAACUGGCUAUUCGUGGAGCCGAACCCCAUUGGUCUCAACACUGCACUGUGUCAGCUGGGGCUCGUGAGGCCAGUCUUCCGCCUGCCAUAUGUGCCGCUGAAUAAGGAGAGCCGGCAGAAGUUUGUGGACAUUGUACAUGAGAUAGGGUUGGAGCACUUCCCAGGGGCCAAGGAUGUUCGGGUGAUGGAGGAUGAUGAGUUCCACAUCAUCACGCGGUUUUAUUAG
Messenger RNA from Closterium sp. NIES-65, 1479 nucleotides. The record is from the annotation of a GenBank genome assembly. Lineage: Eukaryota; Viridiplantae; Streptophyta; Zygnematophyceae; Desmidiales; Closteriaceae.